Molecule: messenger RNA, 4991 nt
Organism: Gadus morhua (Atlantic cod)
Lineage: Eukaryota; Metazoa; Chordata; Actinopteri; Gadiformes; Gadidae
Product: WD repeat-containing protein 37
Exons: 15
Coding region: 637-2154 (505 amino acids)
Molecular function (GO): protein binding
Source: RefSeq, a predicted model, not a curated record
CCUCUGAGCCCUACAUCGACCUCUGACCCCUACUGCCCAGUUACUGACCUCUGACCCCUACAUCAUUUACUGACCUCUGACCCCUACAUCAGUUACUGACCUCUGACCCCUCUGUCACAGUUACUGACCUCUGACCCCUACAUCUGUUACUGACCUCUGACCCCUACAUCAGUUACUGAUCUCUGACCCCCCGACUUUUAACAGAACUGUAUUCCAGUGUCAUCAUUGUAUUUAUUUAAUAAUGAACAUUGAUGCAUUGCUAAAGUUGUCUUUAUACUCAGAAUAAGUGUGCGGAUGGAGAACCAGCUGUACCAAACACACGACUAGGUAGCGUUUUGUUCGGGGUUGUAUGUCGAUCUUGAACAACAAACCCUGUGUUGUGCGUCUGGUGUCGAUGAUGAGACGGACGAGGGUUAGAGAGGAGCAGCGCCUCGGCCAGAUGGACUCUAGCCGUGGGCCGUCCUAAGAGCAUUAAGCCUCCUGGAGCCAGCGUGGUGAGACUCAGUCAGACUCACUCAGAGGAGUGACGGAGGAGAGGAGUGACGGAGAAGAGGCAGGGCUGAGGCUGGAGGAGCCGCAGGAGGAACCAGACUUUAGUUUAACGCUCAUGAGCGGGGAGGAGACACGAGGGCUGAAAUGAUCUCCAGAGAAGACUCAUGGACGGCCAAGUCCUCCGACACUCUGGAGUCCUUCCUGAAGAUGGAGGACUCCAAGCUGCCCGUGUCCUUGAGGAGUAACCUGCUGGACCUGUUCGGGCAGAUCGAGAGGGAGUUCGAGAACCUCCACAUCGAGAACCUGGAACUGCGGCGGGAGAUCGAGACUCUGAACGACCGCCUGGCCGCCGAAGGCCAGACCCUGGAGGGCGGAGAUCUGGCCAAAGGAGCCCUCAAAACCAAAGCGAGCCACAGCACCAGCCAGCUGUCCCAGAAGCUCCGGACCACCUACAAGGCCUCCACCAGCAAGCCGCGCUCUAACUCUUGCCACGCCCGCGUGGGCGGACCGUGCAGCUUCAGCGUGACCAGCUGGGAGCUGUGGGGUGGCGACUCAUGGAUCGUGUCCAGCUUCAAGACCACCACCUCCCGGGCGGUCUGCCAGCUGCUGAAGGAGUACGCCGGCCACCGCGACGGCAUCUGGGACCUCAGCGUCAGCCGCACCGGGCCACUGGUGCUGGGGACGGCCUCCGCAGACCACAGUGCCAUGCUGUGGAGCAUCGAGACGGGGAAAUGUCUCCUGAAGUACGUGGGCCACCAGGGAUCAGUGAACUCCAUCAAGUUCCACCCCACAGAGCAGAUGGCUCUCACAGCCUCUGGCGACCAGACGGCCCACAUCUGGAGGUACAUGGUGCAGCUGCCCACGCCGACGCCCGCCACCGACCUCACCCAGCAGCAGCAGCCGCCGCCCUACGAGGAGGACGGGGAGCUGUCGGACAGGGAGGAGCCUGACGGCGAGGGGGAGGGGCCAAGCGAGUGCCCGUGCGUGCGCGUGGCCGCCACCACGCUGCGCUCCCACCAGGGGGUGGUGAUCGCCGCCGACUGGCUGGUGGGCGGGAGGCAGGUGGUGACGGCGUCCUGGGACCGCGCCGCCAACCUCUACGACGUGGAGACCUCCGAGCUCGUCCACUCGCUGACCGGUCAUGACCAGGAGCUGACCCACUGCUGCACCCACCCGUCCCAGCGGCUGGUGGUGACGUCGUCCAGAGACACCACCUUCAGACUGUGGGACUUCAGAGACCCCGCAAUCCACUCCGUCAACGUCUUCCAGGGACACACUGACACGGUGACCUCGGCGGUGUUCACGGCGGGCGACAACGUGGUCUCCGGGAGCGACGACCGCACUGUCAAGGUGUGGGACCUGAAGAACAUGAGGUCGCCCAUAGCAACCAUCCGCACCGACUCGGCCGUCAACAGGAUCUCUGUGUCGGUGAACCAGAGGGUGAUCGCUCUCCCCCACGACAACCGCCAGGUCCGGCUCUUCGACAUGUCCGGCGUGCGACUGGCCAGACUCCCCCGUAGUAAUCGACAGGGUCACCGCCGCAUGGUGUGCUGCACAACCUGGGGGGAGGACUCCGCCUCCUGCAACCUCUUCAGCUGCGGCUUCGACCGGCAGGCCAUCGGCUGGAACAUCAACAUCCCCGCGCUGUUGCAGGAGAAAUAACACACACGUCCCCACAAACCUACAUACACACGUGUCCCACGCAAACCUACACACACGUCCCCACAAACCUACACAUGCAAGUCCCCGCAAACCUAAACACACACGUCCCCACAAACUUACACACACACUUCCCCACAGCCCUACACACACCACAGCCGGGGUCUGAUCGACCAGACGUCUCAUAACCUUUAAGGCGAGAGCCAGGGACUCACCUCUCUCUGUCUCUCUCACCUCCUGCUCUCAUCUCCUGUCCUCUCUCCUCUCACUCACGUCCAUUCUGAACACCUCUGUCUGCUCCUGGUUGUGCAGAGUCUGGCAGUGUGAGUGUGUGUGUUAAACGUGUUUGUGUGCUAGCAGGGACGUCCCUAGUUGUGUGUAACACGUGAAGUCGCCUGUUGUUUCUGAUCCUUUAAACAUUGUGUGUACAGCGAUGUGAAGGUGGUGUGUUGCUCCUGUUCAAAGCCAAUGUCCCACAAUGCUUCACUUCAGCAGCGGUGGCUGUCGAUCAAUGGAUCACGAGGGCAGCGGGGGCCACUGGCUCUUGUUUUAACCCCAAAGUAAAAAAAAAGAAAGUUAGCACAAAAGGCUAAUGCUAAUGUAUGCUAGCCUGACACCGAGCUAACCAACUCUGCUAGCUUAACCUGUGCCAAUGACAGUGGAGCGACGUUUAAAGAGGGUUGCCCUCCACAUCCUGUUAGCGGUCAAAACGUGAUGAUAGUGUGUUGUGUUGAUAACUUUAACGACGCCAGGAGUGAUCUCUGUUAUAGGCAAGUGCCAUGUUGUUAUAUGCUAAUAUACCUGGGUGGACGUUAACUCUGACGAUGUUUACAAAGACGGCCCAAACUCCUGGGUGGAACCUGUGUGUGUGUGUGUGUGUGUGUGUGUGUGUGUGUGUGUGUGUGUGUGUGUGUGUGUGUGUGUGUGUGUGUGUGUGUGUGUGUGUGUGUGUGUGUGUGUGUGUGUGUGUGUCAGAGCGAUAUGCCUUUUCUUUUUAGAGCUUGUUUUAAAAAGCACAACAGACCGACCAGCGCCUCCGUGGUCUGAGAGGGUGUACUGCGAUGUUCGGACCAGAACUCCACCUUCAGAGUCAGAGAACCUGUGGGCCUUUUCACCCAGCGGCCAUCUUGGUUCUAAACGCUAGCCGGGUGGAUUUAGAUCAAAGAUGGGCGAUGGGUGAAUAUGACCCAUGGAGGGUCGUUCUGUUGACCACUCCGUUGUCGUGGUUUUGUCUGGUCGACGGGAACACAGACCUGAGGACGCAGUCAAAUUUCGCAGUGUUUUCGACAAGAAAAAAACCAAAAUGUUGAAAUCCUGUGAACAUUACAAGACGGAUCCUUCUGUGCCCUUAAGUCGUUAGUCUCGUGCCGUUACGGGGACUCCACUAAGGGUCAGAGGUCACCUGAGAACAUGAGGUGAAGGUGCAGUUUUAUUCAUGCAAUAGUUGUGUGAGCUGUUAGCUAGUCCACUGCCAGUCAUACCCCAGGAAGCACGUUGGAAGACGUGUGAUAGAACUCUGUGAUGUGUUGUGCGUUUGCUGUGAAAUAAGGGGGGGCGGGGCCAAACGCCAAGCUGACGUCCGUCUGUCUGCCUGUAGGUCUGUGGGCUUGACCAACCAACGUCUCAAUUAAUGUCGCACAACGGCCUACACACACCACAUUGUUGCCCAGGCAACUGUUGUCAUCGAUAGGCUGUCUCACCUUGCUGUACUGUCUGAAUGUUACCCCCCCCCCCCCCCCCAUAUCAGUGAGUCUUCUGAAUCUAGCGUUUAGAUUUGUGACCCAUUUUUCUAAUUUGUGACGAAGUAAUCCUGGAAGCGAUUUUUUGCCUAGCAUUUUGUACAAAGAUAUGUCCAUUUUCUUUUGGCGUAGAUGACCAGUAUUUAUAUGAUUAUAUAUGUAUAGAAAAAUAUUAUUUUGCUAUGUUUACAUGCGUGCGUCAUGCCUUUCUGUUUGAUAGCGGUAGAGCUAACAGCUAACAAUAGCCACUCACACACCAAGAACGUUUCACUCCCUUUUAGCCCUGUGUCUCUUUAAAACAAAAAAGAUUAACAAUUGUAUGGUGAAAUAGGUAUGUUUGAGAUAAGUGAUGUUUCUCCCUCGUUGCAUUAAUUGGCUGACAUAGUAGUGGAUGGACUGGAGUCUAACCUCGGUUUGUCCAGUGGAAAUAUCCCUCCGUCAUGGCCGUGUAAUAGAUGCAGUCUUCUCCCUAUCCCUUUCUUUCUGGUGUUCGUAAAUUACUUCACCUCCCAAGCACUUAAGCCAUCCCUGGUCCGGGCAGAAUUCUCUGCUUCAUUCUUGGCAACGGGUAGAAGGAAAAGUCUGCUCCUUUAAUUGCAUCUUUUAUGUGUUUUAAGAACUUGUAUCAUUGUUCAGAUUGUUACUUUUUCCUGCAUGGUUUUUUAAUCAAUUCACUGGAUCAGCACCCCUUCUGGGGAUACAUGGUUAUGGCAGCUGCUCUUUCUGAUUGGCUACUAGUGGUGCCAGGUGAUGUCAUUCGAGAUACAUUCCAUGGCCAAAUGCGCGCCGGGUCCUGAAUCGAAUGUGUCAGAAACAGCGAUUCAUCGUUUCUUUGAUUUAGUUUAAAGUUCAGUCACUCUUAAGUUAAAGUGUUCAACCGCCCACAAAAUCAAAUCUUACGUCAGUGGCAAAAAUACAUCUCCUUCAGCCUCACAGAGUCUGUGUCAUCCUUGUAAAACUGGUGUGAAACUAACUUCUACGAUGUUGAAUGUGAUAGGAUUGUUCUUAACUUAACAAGGAACUACACGGCGUAAUGAAAUCGUUGAUCUGUUGUACUGAAAAACACGCGUCUGCUGCGUAAAUAAACAUGUUUUGCUGUUU